GAGGCUGGGUGAGGAAGCGCUGCGUAGCGUGAGGUGUAUAACGCACGUGUAUCGGAAGUAAAAAAAUAUAAUCCGAAAACACGUGGUAAUCUAGGAUCAUAAUUAUGACGAAAAUAAGAAAAGUGAAACGUAGGAAGAAAUUCCGCAUGAAUGUAAAUCGUAAACGACUGCGGAAUAAGUCAACUAAACUGCCGACAAUAACGUGUUCUCAAAUAAAAAAGUCGUGGGAAGUAACGAAAUCCACCCGUACUAACUUAAAAGAAAUGGGUUUAGCGUACGAUCCAAACGAGGUUUUAAAGGUACCCAAUGUUAGAGAAGAUAUCAUUAAGAAUGUUAAAAAUUGGAAGAUUACUGAUGCUGAAGAUCAGUCACAAAAUGAAGAACAUGACGUUGAAAUGGUGCCUGCAAAAGUACAUGUAGCGGAAGAGCUAGAAGCAGAGGCAAAGGCACCAAGAAAGAGGAUGUUCAGGCUACCGAAUAGCCAAGUGAAUUUCCUCACCUAUUUGAUGGACAAGCAUGGGGAAGAUUAUAAGGCUAUGGCAUUAGACAGAAAGAAUUAUAAUCAAUUGACUUGGAAGCAGAUACGUGCUAAAAUCAAAGUAUUUAAAAACAUUCCUGAGCAGUACAAUGAGUACCUUAAGAGCAAAACUGAACAAAACAAUUCUAGCUAGUUAUUCAUUUCAAUACAGGUAUAUUUUAUUUUGAUACAAAUUUCUGUAUAUAAAGUAUUUGAAUAUAUGUAAGACAAAUAAAUCAAUUAAUUCUGCAUGGCUUAGAUAAGAACAUUAAGAAAGAAAAAUAUUAACUUGUACAUGAAGAAAUAGAGCAUCAUACGUGUCUUUAAGUGUAUUACUAUUAUACAUCAUGAAACAUUAAAAUAGAUUUUUAUUUCGAAAUAUAA
Ceratina calcarata is the source of this 901-nucleotide messenger RNA. Its product is annotated as nucleolar protein 16. Gene Ontology annotation, biological process: ribosomal large subunit biogenesis. Gene Ontology annotation, cellular component: nucleolus. Lineage: Eukaryota; Metazoa; Arthropoda; Insecta; Hymenoptera; Apidae. The transcript has 3 exons. The coding region runs from base 105 to 671 and encodes 188 amino acids. The record is from RefSeq and is a predicted model, not a curated record.